AUGUUAAAUUGUAUAGAAUUUGGUUUAAAUUAUAAAUACAUAUAUAUAUAAAAUGAAGAAUAUUUAAAAGUUUAGUAUGAAUCUUAAAAAUUUUCUUGUAUAAAUGAAAUUAUAUCAUAUUUACGUGAAUUAAAAUUAGUUUCAUAAGGAAUUCGUAUUCCUUAAUAUAGUUUAAAAUAAUAAAUUGAAAAAAAUAUAGAUAGUGAUUCAAAAACACUAAAGGAAAUGAUUUAAAAUAGUAUAAAUUAAUUAAAAAUUUUAAAUGAAAAAUUAAUAAAUUUAUCUUCUCCUUCUGAAAAAGUAAUCAAUAUAAAAUACAAUGAAGAAGAUACUAAUUUUUAUAAUCUAAAUAUUAAUUCGGUUACAGAGUAAAUUAUAUCAAGAGCUCAUUCUUUAAUCUAAUAGGAAAUUUAAUUUAUAUAAAAUUCAUAAAAUGAUUACUAUUUUAUUAGUUUUAAUGGAUUAAAUGAUUAUUCAGUAGUCUUAUUGGAUAUUAUUUAGGAAAAAAAUACUAAUUUAAAUACUAAUUUAGAUUUUAUGUUAUAUUUUUAGAUAAAUAUUAUUAUAAUUGCAUUUGUUUUAAUGAUUUUUUUCUCUAUAAUUUUAUCAUUUUUAAUAGGAUAAACUAUACAGACAAAAUAAACAAUAUUAAGAAUAUUUUUGGAAAUUGAAGAUAAAACUGCAUAAUAUUUAUAUAAUAAUUGUUAAAAUUUUAUUGCUUAAGUUAAUUAAGAAGAUGAUGAUGAUGCUAAUAGUGACUCUUAUCUUUUUAUAGAUGAAAAAUAGGAUUUUAAUUAGUAAUAAGAAAGUAUUUUUGGAAAAAAAAAAAAAAAAUUUAAAAAUACUCGAUAUGAAGUUUUUGGUUUAUUUAUAAAAAUACUUUUUUUUUCUAUUUUUAUUGAAAUUUAUUUUAUCAUUAAUUACUUUUGUGAAAAAUAAUAAUUAAAUAUUAUACAAAAUUUACAUAACGAAUUUAAUAUAACUCAUCUAACUGAUGGAUAUUAUUCUUUAAUUUUUAAUGGAUAAAAUUAAAAUAUUAUUAAAAAAUAAUAAACAUUCUUAAAUAAAAAUUUUUCUUUGUAUAUGAGUGAAUUAAUAGAAAUUGUAUUUAAUUUAAAUACAGAUAUACAUUUACAACAUGCUUAAAAUAAUAAUUAUUUUGAUGAUUACGUAGGGUAUUUAGAUUCUUUUAAUAAUAUUAUGUUUAAAGACAUAUGUAUUUUUAUUUCAGAAAAUUAAGGUGUUAAUUUUAAUGAUUGUAAUACUUUUGCUAAUGAAAUUGUAAAAUAAGUAAUUAGAUAUAAAUUAUAUGUUCAAUUUUAAAUGAAAAAUUAUUAAAUAUAUACAAAUAAUUAAAAUACAAUAUAUAUGAAUAAUAUAGCUAAUCUUUUAAGAAUUCCAGAAUUUUAUGAAUUAUUUAGUUUAUAAACUUUAUAUAUUAAAAGUUCAUAUAGAUAUUUACAAGAUAUACUAUUAAAAUAAAUGGAAUUUAAAAUUUAAAACUUUAUAGUAUAAAGAAUAUUAUUUCUAAUUAUUUUUAUUAUAGUAAUAUUAGUUUCUUUAUUAUUAUUUUGGAUUCCUUUUUUAUAAAAUAUAAAUAAAUAAAUAUGGUCAACAAAGUGUUUACUUUCUUUUAUACCUGUUAACGAAAUUAAUAAAGUAUAUAAUAUAUAAUAUUUUAUAUAAAAUGUAAUAUUAAAAAGAAAAGUAUGA
This is a messenger RNA of Ichthyophthirius multifiliis, 1713 nucleotides long. Its product is annotated as PAS domain S-box family protein. The transcript is spliced from 7 exons. The record is from RefSeq and is a predicted model, not a curated record. Lineage: Eukaryota; Ciliophora; Oligohymenophorea; Hymenostomatida.